AUGGAGACGUAUCCGGAGGUGAUUGUGGAUGUGAAUCCGCCUGAGAGACUUUUGACCUUCUACCGUGUGCACGGAGUUUUCGCGCUCCUAUUCAAUCUGUUGGGCGUCGUUCUCAUCAAUUCAAACCAAAGAAUUGUGAAACUGUACAGAGUAUUCAUGAUUAACAUGCAGGUAUUUGUGAAUGUUCUCUUUUGCCUUGACAUUUCAAUCAAAACGGAGACUGAUUGCAGGUGUUAUCCCUCAUUGCGGAUGCACAAAACACUCUGCUCAUGCAGCCAGUCUAUCUAUUUCCAGUGGUUGGCGGCUACACAAAUGGCAUUUGGUGGCAUUUGUUCGGAAUGUCAUCGCACUUUCAAAUGGUUUGAGAACUGAGGAAAGUGAGAGAAUGACUUUGUUUCUUCAGGGAAUCUUCAUUCUCCUUUUGUACCUCCAAGUGGCUUCAAUCGUUUGUGCAAUUGUGACAAAAUAUCAAAUUGUGGCGAGCAUUGGAAAUGUAGAAAAUCUUUAG
Messenger RNA from Caenorhabditis sp. 36 PRJEB53466, 508 nucleotides. The record is from the annotation of a GenBank genome assembly. Lineage: Eukaryota; Metazoa; Nematoda; Chromadorea; Rhabditida; Rhabditidae.